This is a messenger RNA of Musca vetustissima, 1015 nucleotides long. It is a transcript of the gene Taldo, whose product is annotated as probable transaldolase. The record is from RefSeq and is a predicted model, not a curated record. Gene Ontology annotation, molecular function: transaldolase activity. Gene Ontology annotation, biological process: pentose-phosphate shunt, non-oxidative branch; pentose-phosphate shunt; carbohydrate metabolic process. Bases 17 to 1015 code for a protein of 332 amino acids. The transcript has 3 exons. Lineage: Eukaryota; Metazoa; Arthropoda; Insecta; Diptera; Muscidae. Gene Ontology annotation, cellular component: cytoplasm; intracellular anatomical structure.
UGGGAGCCAAGUCAGAAUGGAGGAUCCAGUCAAGGCAAAAAGAUCAAAAAUGAGUUCACUGGAGCAAUUGAAAAAAUUCACGACAAUUGUCGCCGAUACCGGUGAUUUUGAAAGCAUGAAGCUUUACAAGCCCACCGAUGCCACCACUAAUCCUUCACUCAUUUUGAAUGCCGCCAAAAUGGAGCGUUACCAAGGCCUUGUUGAAAAGGCCGUGGAAUAUGGCAACAAGGUUGGAGGAACUGCCGAGGAAAAAGUCGAAGAAGCCAUGGAUUAUUUGUGUGUCUUGUUCGGUUGUGAAAUUCUGAAAAUUGUUCCCGGUCGUGUAUCAACCGAAGUUGAUGCCCGCCUAUCCUUUGACACAGAAAAGAGUGUCAAAAAGGCCUUAAAGCUGAUUGGCUUGUAUGCCGAUAUGGGUGUAGCCAAGGAACGCAUCCUUAUUAAAUUGGCCUCCACCUGGGAGGGCAUUCAGGCGGCAAAAAUCUUGGAAUCCGAACAUGGUGUUAAAUGUAAUCUAACAUUGUUGUUCUCGUUUGCCCAAGCUGUGGCUUGUGCCGAAGCCAAGGUCACUUUGAUUUCGCCCUUUGUGGGCCGCAUUUUAGAUUGGUAUGUCACCCAUACCGACAAAAAGAAAUACGAACCCAAGGAAGAUCCCGGUGUUGUUUCGGUUACAAAAAUCUAUAAUUAUUAUAAAAAGUUUGGUUAUCCCACCGUAGUAAUGGGUGCCUCCUUUAGAAAUACCGGUGAAAUUAAGGCUUUGGCUGGUUGUGAUUUGCUAACAAUUGGACCCUCUCUACUCAAGGAAUUGGAAAAUGACACCGAAGAAAUUGUACCACAAUUGAGUGCUGAAAGUGCAGCCGGUGUGCCAUUGGAAAAGAUCAACAUUGAUGAACCGACGUUCAGAUGGAUGUUGAAUGAAGAUGCCAUGGCAACGGAUAAAUUGUCGGAGGGUAUUCGUAAAUUUGCCGUUGAUGCUGUGGCCUUGGAAAAUCUCAUUAAACAACGUUUGGCUUUGUAA